Talaromyces atroroseus is the source of this 1815-nucleotide messenger RNA. RefSeq lists its product as hypothetical. Gene Ontology annotation, molecular function: zinc ion binding; DNA binding; DNA-binding transcription factor activity, RNA polymerase II-specific. The record is from RefSeq and is a predicted model, not a curated record. The coding region runs from base 1 to 1815 and encodes 604 amino acids. The transcript has a single exon. NCBI's taxonomy places the organism in Eukaryota, Fungi, Ascomycota, Eurotiomycetes, Eurotiales, Trichocomaceae. Gene Ontology annotation, biological process: DNA-templated transcription; response to xenobiotic stimulus; regulation of DNA-templated transcription.
AUGGAACAACUGCUGCCCACAUCUAUAGCGAGAACCCCUCGCCGCCGCCGGACUAGACUCGCCUGCACAGCAUGUAAGCUUCGGAAGCGGAAGUGUGACGGAGGAAAUCCCUGCGCGUCCUGCACGAGAUACGACUAUCAAUGCUAUUACGACCAGCCCUCUCGGCCCAAGAAGGCUGCGGCAGUGUUAUUACGACAAAAUCAGUCUCAACACCAAAAUAUCAACCUCGAAAGCACGUCCCAGCAGGAACUGCCGCCCAAGACUUGCCAUGACGGCAUUCCUUUUAACCGUGCCAGUGACAAUGAUAAGCAGACUCAGUCGGCCUCGCGUGAGCGAAAUAUGGAAGCAAAUUCCGGCGUGGUCUUCCCACGUACUCUCGGCUUGAGGUUAAACUCUCAGAUUAACGCCCAAAGGAGGGAAUGUCCCGGCUGGAAUUUGGGUAUCCGCCAUUGUUCGCGGCGCUCGGAAAAGAGUAUUACUUGGAUUUUAUCCCAUAAUGCUUGGCAAGAAUUGUAUCGUAUCUACGAAGAGAAGAUCCAACCCAUCUAUGGGUUUCUAGACUUACAAUCGGUGUAUGCCAUCGCCCAACGGCGGUGGGAAGACCCCAAUGCCACAAAUGAGUUUGAUAGCGUGCUGUGCGGCGUGGCGGCAUUGGGUUCCAUGUUUUCGUCUCAAGCAAGCUGGGAGCAGGAGCGUCAGCUUGUUGAAUGCUCCAAAGAGAUCCUUGAGUCAUCUGGUACUCUGGUGAACCCAACGCUGGAUGAUGCCGCAGGCUGGCUCCUGCGUACGUUGUACCUACGAUGCAGUAGCUCCCCGCACGCCUCCUGGAUGGCAAGUUGUACUGCGCUUCAUAUAAUUGAAGCUAUUGGCAUACACCAGGAAUCUGCGACUGGUGUUAUUUCACUGGUUUACGCUGAUACUGCGUCUCCUCCAUCGACUGACGCAGACCAGAAAGAAACCGAGAUCAAGAGACGGGUCUUCUGGAUUGCAAAAAUACUAAAUACCUGGAUUUCUUUCGAAUAUGGGAGGACAAGAGUCAUCCUUCAAGGAGAGUCCUGUCGCGUACCUAAGUCGGAGGGCCUAGAUGGCGAUUGCACUUCUGUCUUGAUAUCUUUGUUUCAAAUUUCCGAUAAUUUAGACCCAAGCAAAGACAUGUCAGCUGACGAUUUGGAGAAAUGCUUGGAACAGUUACAGCAUUAUAACUUUGAAAAUAGUGCGUUAGUCCUUUCGCAGAGCGUCUUGGCGUUCACUAUCUACCGACGCCUUCAACUUCUUGGCUUGAGUGCCAAUAAGACAGUGAUCGAUCGAGUAAUUAGUCUUGGGCGCCGAGGCCUUGAGGCAUCUCGCCAAUGCAUCGACGACAAUUGCCCUUGGUGGCAUGUCAACAACGUGCCUUUUCAGUUUACUUGUGUCCUUCUGGCGAUUGAUACGCCUGAUUCAUUGCUGCAUAUUCGAGAAUCAAUGGCAAUCUUGAAAAAGACUGCUAAGCAUUUCGGAACCCCCAAGUCCUACCAGGCAUUCGAGACUGUUAAGAGGUUGGUUCGUCUAUCGCAGAUGCGAAAGCAACAGGAUGCCGUCGUUCUGGAUGGUUAUCUGCUGGAGCAGGAAGAGCAGGAAACACAGGAGUCUCGUCAUCUGCAGGACCUGGGACAACAGCAACGUGACCCCAAAGACUAUAGGAACACGGAAGAUCAGUUAGCUCCUUUAAAUGAUGGUAACAGCAACGGACUUGCUGAUUUGUCUGGAUUUUUGGACCCUGUUGACUGGAGUGCACUGAUACAAGACCCUUUUAACUUUGAAGCAACGAUAUUCUGA